Molecule: messenger RNA, 489 nt
Organism: Peniophora sp. CBMAI 1063
Lineage: Eukaryota; Fungi; Basidiomycota; Agaricomycetes; Russulales; Peniophoraceae
Source: the annotation of a GenBank genome assembly
AUGGCCGACAGCCUCUCCUCCGACUGCACACCUCUAAAGCUCGAAUACGACGCCUGCUUCAACUCCUGGUUCGAGGGCUACCUCGAGCCCGCCGUAGCAGCCUCCUCGUCCAACGCGCAAUCGCGCGCGGCGUACUCGAAGGCUAAGGCCAAGGAGUAUCAGCAGAAGUGCGGGAAGGUCUGGUUGAGCUAUCGGGAGUGUAUACAGAAAGCUAUCAAGGAGAAGGGGUUGACGGAGUUGCUGGAUCAGGCGAGGAAGGAGAAUCCGUUGAAGGAUGCUGCUUCUGGGAAGGUGUACGCACCAUGUAGUCGUGCGUGUGUCCAUCACCUGCUAAUGGCACACACGAGCAUUCGGGUACGAUGCGAGCGUUCGCCUACCGCGCGCCGCGAGACCGUCGGGCGCAUUACUGUACCACAGAUAGCCCCUGAAAUUGGAAGGCGCGACGCAGUGACGACCACGGAGAAACACAUCUUGGAGGACGCAGCAUGA